Molecule: messenger RNA, 4765 nt
Organism: Pseudophryne corroboree (corroboree frog)
Lineage: Eukaryota; Metazoa; Chordata; Amphibia; Anura; Myobatrachidae
Gene: NTMT2
Product: N-terminal Xaa-Pro-Lys N-methyltransferase 2
Exons: 4
Coding region: 139-975 (278 amino acids)
Biological process (GO): N-terminal protein amino acid methylation
Cellular component (GO): cytoplasm
Molecular function (GO): N-terminal protein N-methyltransferase activity
Source: RefSeq, a predicted model, not a curated record
GUGUGCUCACAGAAUGUGCACUGCCAGUGCCAGAGGCUUAUACUUCCCUGUUCAUGGUGUAAAGUGACAGGAUAAAACACAGUGGCUUAGAGAACUGUGGAUCAUGAUUUACUGUUUCUUAACAGAAAAGACACAAACAUGGAGUAUCUGGGAGCUCACCUUGCCUUUAAGUCACGCUGGGUCAAGACAGAUGAAGAACUUUGCAGGCACAGCAUGUCAUUUGUUCUUCACAAAGCCAUAAGGAAUGAUUUCUUUGAGAGCUAUCUCUAUUUGUUAGAGAGAUAUCCUCUAGUGAAACUCUUUGCGAUGACGAGUGAAGUGAUUGAUGGUGAGAUGCAGUUUUAUGCCAGAGCAAGGAACUUUUACAAGGAAGUCCCGGCAACAGAUGAAGGGAUGAUGGGUGAUUUUUCCGAUCUCUCUUACAUAGACAUAGAAUCAUCUAGAGAAUUUCUAAUGAAAUUUGUUGGGGGUCCAGGAAAAGCUGGUACAGAAUUUGCACUUGAUUGUGGUUCAGGGAUCGGAAGAGUAAGUAAACAUGUCCUCUUGCCAGUUUUUAAUAACAUUGAACUGGUGGAUAUGACAGAGUCUUUUCUAGAAGAAGCCCAAAACUACCUGGAAGAGGAAGCGGACAGGGUGGAGACUCUUUACUGCUACUGUCUGCAAGACUUCACUCCCGCCACUAGAAAGUAUGAUGUCAUCUGGAUGCAGUGGGUUUCAGGUCAUCUGACUGACAAAGAUCUCCUGGUAUUUCUACUUCGCUGUAAAAACAGUGUGAAAGACAAUGGAGUAAUUAUAAUAAAAGAUAAUGUAGCCAGGCAAGGCUGUGUACUAGACCCCAUUGACAGCAGUGUGAUUCGGGAAAUUCACGUAUUAAGAAACAUCAUUGAGAAGACUGGGAUGUCAAUUCUUGCAGAAGAAAGACAACAAGGUUUUCCUGAUCUCUGUGUUCCAAUAUGGAUGAUUGCAGUACAGUAAUGAUUUCACAUGCAUGUGGUUUCUCUAACAGCCAGUCAUUUCAUGCCUUGGAGGCAGGUGCACUAUACAUUUUCAAUGUUGACAUCUAACAAUAGCAAAACUAUGGUUUAUCAUUUUUAUGGAACAGCAUAAGCAAAUGUUGGAAAUGUGCAAGUCUUUCAUUGCUGUGUGAUCCAAAAGGAAAGUAAGGAAAUAAUAUCAGUGAGGCACUAAAAAAACAAAUGAACAAUUAUAUGUAUUCAAGCUUUAGAAAUAGUACACUUUACACUAUGGGAGGAAUCCAAUUAAACCCUGUGGCUAAUUACCCAAACCAAUUAAAUUAGCGUGGUUUAUCCCGUGCAUUAAGCCACAGAGGUGGACGUUUCCUCUCCUCGCAGUUUUAGGAGCUGCGAGGAAUAGUCUGCAAUAAAAUGUACUCUCAGCAGCUUAACGAUUGAACCUAUUGAUUCAUUCAAUGAGUUAUAAAAUUUUAAACCAGCGUUUACUGUAUGGGGAAAAAGCAGUUUUAUUGAAUAGCACCGGGCAUAAAGCGCUGAGCUUUUCCACACUCGCCAAACCAUGCUCCAAAUUUGAUUCCCCUAUAUGUUUAUUUACACCUUCAAUUUAGAAAUACCAAUGAAACAAACUUGAAAUGAACUAUUUGAAUCAAACUAAAAUCUUGCAGUAACCCCAUUAUGCUCUUUUUUCUGCAUGGUGAAUGAACCACAUAAUAAGACUGAAGUAGGGCUCAUUGGCCAUAUGGAUAAUGGUGUGUACCUGAGUAUUGCUGUAGUUAGAACGGAUGAUGUAAAUAAAAAGAAUAGUGCCCACACACACGGUGUGAUUCUCGCAUUCUAUUUGAUCUUUUUAGUUCAAAUAGCAUUGUGUCUAGUUCAAAUCGAACCAUGUGUAUUGCCCCUUGCGAUGCGUGCUCCUGUCUAGUCCAUAUCUCAAGGCAAAAUAGUAAGUGCAGGCAGGUAUUUCUGAACUACAUCGCAUACAUUACAUAUUGUACUGUAGUCAAAUUCGGGUGUAGUUCAAAUCUCAUGUAGUUCAAAUAGCAUACCAGCAGGGCCGAUGCUAGGGUAUUCGGCGCCCCCCUGCAAAUUAUAAAUUUGCGCCCUCACCUUCACAAAGGGACAGUGCAUGCCGAAGAGACAGUGCAUGCCAGGCAUUGCUUCUGCACGGUGCCUGUAAGGCAGGUUGACACGUGCAGCGUGGAGUGGAAGGGGUGAGAGGCACCUGUACCCGCACUAAUCAGUGACCAGCAGGAAACUGGAAUCUAGGGGAGGACGGCACAGUGGCUGGUUUACACAGUAACUGGGACAGAACACAGAGGGGUUGGGGGGGGGGGGUGACGCAGUGACAGAUCACAGGAGGGCGGUGACACUGUGACUGGGACAGAACACAGGGGGGGUAACACACUUGACAGAACACUAGGGGGUGUUUGACUCUGCAACAUCACAAGAUCCCGAAGUCUCAGCACCAUUUGCAGACCCGUACCCUCCCCCUGCUCUGUUACCUUAACUGCUGCGCAGCGCUCAGAGCCGCGACCGUCGGAUAGGGAUGCCGGAUUUCUGGCUGAGUGCUACCUGCCUCUGCCCACGGGGUGGUGUAUUCACUGGGGGGCCAGGAGCACCGAUGACCGCAGCUGUCAGGACUCCAGGGCCUUCAUGGUGGCCGCAGAAGAGCACUGCGUGGGUAGCCGCAGCAGCAACAAUAUUAUGAGGUGAUACGGGGGAUAAGGGGGUGGGGCUUGCUGCAAUCACAUUGGUGGGGACCGUGGGGUUGCUGAAGCCUAGCACACUUUUCUUUAACUUCCGUAAGACCACUGCUGCUGUACCGUAUCUUGACUGCAGUAUGAAAAGUAUACGCUGCGGCUGCACUGUGACCAUAUUCACAUAGCUGCCGGCUGCCACACCAACAAACUGCAGAGGGAUGCAAAGCAGGGAGAGCGCCUCUCUAGCCCAAUGCCUACCUGUUUUGCAUCCCUUUGCUGAUCAGGUAGCGCCGGCUCUGCAUAGCACUAAAGUACAAAUCUUAUUGCACACAUCGUAUAGCUCAAAUCGCACCUAGCACAGAAAGCACCAUGUGUGGGCACCAUAACUUCUUUAUAUAGUUUGUGUACCAAAAAUGUCUUCAUUUUAACAAUCAUUUUAGCAAUAUAAAAUGUAAAAUUUUUCAAAAUACUCCCAUUGAAGAUAUAUUAACUUCAACAUAUGUAUAAUAUUUGUUUUAUUCAACUUAAAGCAAAAUAUUACUUUGUGUAUUAUUUUGCUGUAUAGACUGUAUUCAAUAGAUAUUGAAUCAGGAUGAUGGGCCAUACAAAUGAAGGGUACAUCUCUAAUUAUGUUCUAUUAAUUCUUCCAUUGCUCAUUUACAUAAUAGACAUCAAAAGUGUGUUGCCUACUGGGUUUCUUCUACUGCACGACCUCCCCUUAUCCAUUAAUUCACUAAACUAAAAUUGUGUGAAUCCAAAAAGUCAACGUCAUACUGUAGGUGUAACACUCUCUUUUUGCUGGUAGUAAAUUAUCCUCUUGUGAUAUAUAGAUUAUAGUAUAGACUGAUAAUUCAAUCACAAAUCACCUUUGCCUGAUAGUUGCUUCAACAUCUUUCCUACCUCCUAGUCCACCAUGAUGAAGAAUGUUGGCAGUAAAUUAAAUUGUCCUGUGGAUAUUUUCCAGAUCAAACGUUUCAUAAAAGGAGAGAUUCUUCAUUGCAUAAUUUCUGUGGCAUCUAUAAAAUAGAAAUCACACUCUUCCUUUUGUUAUCAGUAUAUCUGGUUAUUUUUCAUCAUGCACCUGUAACUGUGUGGCGCCAAUACACUGUAUAUUGAAAAUGUAUAAAUACUCAACUAAACUUUGCACUACUGUUAAGUCAAUGUUACAGUGGACACAUUGAUGUUAAUCAUUAAUGCUAAAAUAUUGAGAAAAUAUUUGUAGUAAGCCUUAUGGGUAAUACUAUUACACAUUUUCUACUAAUCUAAAAUGGAAUUUAGAAAAAAGAAGUAGUUCACGUGAAUCAUUUGUUUUACCAAGUUUUUCUGUAAGUGUAAAUGUUUAAGAAUAGAAUUUAAAAAACAUGCCAUAAAAGGUAUCCAAAGGAAAAUUAUGUAAUUAUGUUUCUUCUGAUGAGAUUAAAAAAUGAACAUCCUGUACUGUAUGUUUAGGCAUAGUGUACAAAUAAAUAUCAGACUUGUAGCAAGGAGUAUUCCAGUUAAUGGGUAAUAAACUUCAGGCUAUAGGGGAAAUGUAUCAAACCUUCUAAUGAGUGGACAAGUAGAGAAGUUGCCCAUAGCAACCGAUCAUCUUGAUGCAGCCACGUGACUGUGAUUAUUCGCACCCGCGACUAGUUUGUCAUGGGCGUGGGCAUUUAUGCGCACUUGGUGUAUAGUUGCACCCGCGGCCAUAGAUUUAGGGAGACAUGUACUAAGCAGUGAUAAAAGUGGAGAAGUGAGCAAGUGGAGAAGUUGCCCAUGGCAACCAAUCAGCAUUGACAUAACAUUUAUAAUUUGCAUACUAUAACCGUAUACAGAGCAGCUGAUUGGUUGCCAUGGGCAACUUCUCCACUGUCUCCCUUCUCCACUUUUAUCACUGCUUAGUACAUGUCCCCCUUAAUGUGUUAUUGCGAUUGUGAAUAGUCGCAGCCAGGUGCAGAAAGUUGCUGAUGCAAUGCAUGUGCUCCUGCGUAUACAUCGCGGCAACAACCAUCCUGGCUAAAUCUGUAGCUAGCAUUUGACAUACACACUCUAUAAAAUGAUAGGUAUAAGCUCACUGGCGUAUUUAUAAUGGGUGCAUAUACAAUCAAUGCC